AUGAAUCAACCAAAUGCUGUUUCUGUGUUUGGUUUGAUUGAUACGAUAUUUUCAAGAACUAUCGAAUAUUGUUUAAUACCAAAUGGAUAUUAUGAAGAAAUUGGUGAAUAUGUUAUUACAAUUCUCUUCGCUGCUAUCGGAUUAUUUGUCACAUUUCAAUAUUCUGAAAUAGGUUUACGAGUGUUUCAAAAUCAAAAUAAAACAAUUUAA
Rotaria sordida is the source of this 210-nucleotide messenger RNA. NCBI's taxonomy places the organism in Eukaryota, Metazoa, Rotifera, Eurotatoria, Philodinida, Philodinidae. The record is from the annotation of a GenBank genome assembly.